Molecule: messenger RNA, 954 nt
Organism: Coniophora puteana RWD-64-598 SS2
Lineage: Eukaryota; Fungi; Basidiomycota; Agaricomycetes; Boletales; Coniophoraceae
Exons: 8
Coding region: 1-954 (317 amino acids)
Molecular function (GO): hydrolase activity, acting on ester bonds
Source: RefSeq, a predicted model, not a curated record
AUGCUCGGACGCGCCCUCCUCUCGACUUCGCUCGGUCUCCUCUCAGUAGGCGCCGUGUCCGCGAGCACGCUCUCGUGGAACGCGACCGAGUAUCUGUUUGUGUUUGGCGACUCGUAUACGACCGACGGAUACAACAUCUCGGCUGGUAUCGACUCGCCUGACCCAGGAUACACGUCAUCCAAUGGACUAAACUGGGUCGAGUUUCUUAGUGGCACGUACAACCAGACCGACAUCACGACGUUCGAUCUGGCCUCUGGAGGCGCGACAAUCGACGCUGCGCUAGUUCCUCCCUACCUGCCCACCGUUCUGUCCGUCGUAGAUCAAGUGUCCCAGUUCAGCGAGUACCUCGCGAGCAAGCCCGCCGACGCGGAGUGGGACAGCACCAACAGUCUCUUCGCGAUCUGGAUCGGGAUCAACGACGUCGGCAACUCCGAAGGCUGGACCAACAUCACCCGCCCCGACUUUUACUCCACCCUCAUGGACCGCCUCUUCUCCCAAGUUGAUACCCUCUACGCCUCCGGCGCACGCUCCUUCCUCUUCCUCACCGUCCCGCCCACGAACCGCGCGCCGCUCUUCAUCGAGCAGGGCCCCACCGCCGCCGCGACAAUGGGCGACAACAUCGCGGACUACAACGCCCAGCUCACCGCGCGCGUGCGGAACCUCACGACCUACUACGCAAGUGAUUUGGGCAGCGUGACGCUGUUCGAUACGCAGCCGGUGUUCAACACGCUCCUGGACAACGCGGAGACGUUUGGGUUCGUGAACAGCACGGGCUACUGCGCGGCGUACGAGAACGGGACGCCGACGCCGACGUAUCAGGUCGAGGGCUGUGCCCCUGUUUCGAACUAUUUCUGGUUGAACACGCUGCACCCGCUGUUUACAGUCCACAACAUCCUCGCAAAGGCCAUUACGACAGCGCUGGCUGGCUACCCCGCCACACAGAUCGCAGUGUAG